This is a messenger RNA of Pseudoliparis swirei, 5282 nucleotides long. Its product is annotated as transcriptional repressor CTCF-like. The transcript has 16 exons. The record is from RefSeq and is a predicted model, not a curated record. The coding region runs from base 933 to 3422 and encodes 829 amino acids. NCBI's taxonomy places the organism in Eukaryota, Metazoa, Chordata, Actinopteri, Perciformes, Liparidae. Gene Ontology annotation, cellular component: nucleus.
GGGGGGGGGGACAUCAGCAAACCUUACCUCAGCACACUGCUCCCAUUAAUUAAAUACCUCCUCGCCAGAUGUGCAGGUACAUGACUGAAGCCCUGUCCUUGGUGGCAUUGAUUGAUUCAUCAUUGAUGGGCACUAAAACCUUUUAAAAAGCAGUCAAAUAAUGUGUGUGCAGUGUCCUGAUCAUUUCCUCACUUUCAAUUUGGGCAAACAUUCAAUUCAGUUAAACUUAUACAGCCCAAUAUCAUAAAUUACGUAUUAUCCUCAGAUGGCGUUACAAUCUGUACACAUACAACAACCCUGACCUUUGACCUCACAUCGGAUCAGGAAAAACUCACAAGAAAUAUAAAAAAACAGUGAAGAAACCUUCAGGAGAGCAACAGAGGAGGAACUCUCUCUCCAGGCUGGACAGAAGCAAUGAAUGUUAUGUGACCAGAAUGAAGCAUCACAGAGUUAGAUAAACAAACAUGUACUGUGUGACAGACAGAUGUGACUUCAUGCUACACAGUAAGUAACAUGCACUCGUCAUUUUUUAUAAUUAUUUUUAUUGGAAAUAAACUCAUAUCUUAGAUACCGUUUUGACUUGUUAUGAUGAAUUGUAAUAGAGACGUUCGCAUAUCUCCUGACAGAAGCAUUAAUCCCACACAGUGUGAUGAUAAAUGGCCUUUCCAUGUAUUCCGACGGGGCGCCCCUCCUGGCCAAUCAGGGUGUCUACAGCAGCUUCGACACCACCCCCCAGCGGCCGCACAGGCGCACUGAGCUCCCAACUGCCAUUUUGUGGCAGAGGCUACUCUGCUAAAGCGGGAGAGGGAUUAAAACUAACUGCGAAGAAGCCUGCAUUUCUCACCGGCGUGUAAAACUUUGAAGCACGGACUCUCUGCUUUCAGUCCAGUUAAACGGGGAGAGAAACCCACGAGAAAGAGUUUCUACCCACCAUGGACAGAGGGCCAACAGAGGGGGGCUACCCCUCCAUCCAGUCGGUUCAUAGCCAGGAUGCUAUGGUGGCAGACCUCCUCCAGCAGGCUGCAGAGGCUGGGGGCGUGGUGGAGGGACACGUCGUCCUGGACCACGUUCACGGGAUGGUUGCACCCACCCAGCAGCAGCUGAUGGAAGCGGGGGUCGGUGUGGACGGUGGAGUCGGGGUUGAAAUGAUGGUUAUGGACUCACUGGAUCCCACUCUGAUGCAGAUGAAGACUGAGGAGAUGGACACUACAGUGGGUAUUGUCGGCGGCGUGACGGUUGGCGCUCACCAAGCAACCGUAACAACGGUGGACCAGACCCAGAUCAUCACACUACAGGUGGUGAACAUGGAGGAGCAGGCGGCUCUGGGUCUCGGGGAGCUCCAGCUGGUCCAGGUGCCAGUCUCUGCCUCCACCGUCGAGGCCCUGCAGCAAGGCACCUAUGUGGACGCCACCGCUAUGCCGAAGGACGGAGACCCGGUCAUCUGCCACACCCUGCCGCUGCCCGAGGGCUUUCAGGUGGUUAAGGUCGGCGCUAACGGGGAGGUGGAGAUGGUGGAGCAGGAGGAGGGGGAAGCCCACCUGGAAGAGGAGGAAGAAGAUGAGGUGGGGAACCAGCUGUUGGACGAGGUGGAGGAGGAGCCCAUCCAGCCUCAGAAUGAUGAUCCAACCUGGGCCAAAGACCCCGACUAUCAACCCCCAUCAUCUGGAGGUCUCAGGAAGCCCAAGAAGCUUACGGUGAGGUCUGACGGACUGCUGUUUGUCCAGGUUAAAAAGAACCGCCUGCGUUACGGCGAAGGGGACAAGGACAUGGACGUCAGUGUGUAUGACUUUGAGGAAGAGCAGCAGGAGGGCCUUCUGUCUGAGGUCAAUGCUGAGAAAGUGGUGGGCAAUAUGAAACCACCCAAACCCACCAAGAUCAAGAAGAAAGGAGUGAAGAAGACGUUCCAGUGCGAGCUGUGUAGCUACACGUGUCCUCGGCGCUCCAACCUGGACCGGCACAUGAAGAGCCACACCGACGAGAGGCCGCACAAAUGUCACCUGUGUGGAAGAGCCUUCAGGACGGUCACGCUGCUACGAAACCACCUCAACACACACACGGGGACUCGGCCACACAAGUGCACAGACUGCGAUAUGGCAUUUGUGACCAGUGGAGAGUUAGUCCGUCACCGACGCUACAAACACACGCAUGAGAAACCCUUCAAAUGCUCCAUGUGUGACUACGCCAGUGUGGAGGUGAGCAAACUAAAGCGCCACAUUCGUUCCCACACCGGCGAGCGGCCGUUCCAGUGCAGCCUUUGCAGCUACGCCAGCAGAGACACGUACAAGCUGAAGAGACACAUGAGGACACACUCGGGAGAGAAACCUUACGAGUGCUACAUCUGCCACGCCCGAUUCACCCAGAGUGGAACCAUGAAGAUGCACAUCCUGCAGAAACACACGGAGAACGUGGCCAAAUUCCACUGUCCACACUGUGACACUGUCAUCGCGCGCAAGAGCGACUUGGGCGUCCACCUCCGUAAGCAGCACUCAUUCAUUGAGACGGGAAAGAAGUGUCGUUACUGCGACGCCGUGUUCCACGAGCGCUACGCCCUCAUCCAGCAUCAGAAGUCCCACAAGAACGAGAAGAGGUUCAAAUGCGACAUGUGUGACUACUGCUGCCGCCAGGAGCGCCACAUGGUCAUGCACCGCCGGACGCACACGGGGGAGAAACCCUACGCCUGCAGCCAGUGUGAGAAGACCUUCAGGCAGAAGCAGCUGCUGGACAUGCACUUCAAACGUUACCACGACCCUAACUUCAUCCCCACCGCCUUCGUCUGCCCCAAAUGCAGCAAGACCUUCACUCGCAGGAACACCAUGGCUCGCCACUCGGAGAACUGCACCGGCGAGGUGGACGAUGCCGAGAAUGGAGACCCACCCCCGAAGAAAGGGAGGAGAGGAAGGAAGAGGAAGAUGAGGAGCAGGAGAGAUGAGGAUGACAGCGAGGAGGACAAUGCCGAUCUGGAUGAGGAAGAGGAGGAGGACGAGGCCGAAGGCGACGCCGAGGAAGAAGCGGCGCUGCUGCAAGAAGAGGAGGAGCCAGAGUGCAUGGAACUGGACCAGGCGCCCGCCGCCAUCCCAGUACCGGCUCCCGACGAGCCGCCCGUCAAGAGGAAACGAGGCCGACCGCCAAAGAACGCUCCCAAGACCCCGACGCCCGGCAAGUCGGCCAGGGUGGCUGCCAAGGUGGCCGCUUCUGCGGCGGCCAUCAUUCAGGUGGAGGACGAGAGCACCGGCGCGGUGGAGAACAUCAUUGUGAAGAAGGAGGAGGCCGACGCCGACGCAGAGGAGCAUCUGGACCGGGGCGACGCUCUGACCGUGGAGGGGGUGGAGACUGUGGAGCUGGCAGUGAGCGAGGAGACGGCGGCCGCCGCCGCCAACGGAGAACUGACUCCGGAGAUGAUCCUCAGCAUGAUGGACCGGUGAACCCGUCACACCCGUGUAGCCGGACUAUAAGCACACACACGCACAUACACGCUCACACGUCAACAUGUAUCCUCCUCGUGUUGCUCCUCCCUGUGAGCUUGUAACAGCAGCCGUGUACAAACAAGGGAAGCCGCCUGUAAAUAUUUACACAUACUAACUUCAGAUCCAUGUUCAUCAACACACACACACACACGCAUACACACACACACACAGUCUCUAUCAGAUCUCACACGUCAUAUCCAGAUAUCGUCCACGCUAAUGCUGAUGCUUUAUUAUUUUUCCGUGAUGAAUGACUUUGUGCAUUUUUGCAACUCAUUUCUACCCAAAGCCACAUCCUCUGAACGUUUCAGCUCCUCCACAUGCCGCUCUGCCAAAAGGGGACGUUAUCCGAUCUACCUUCACAUUCUACUCGGUUGUUCGUCUCGCAACGACGCAGUUUUUUGCAAAUACCGAGCCUUUAUAUGUGUGUGUAUAUAUAGAUAUAAAUGUAGUUUUUCCUAAUGAAAGCUAGUGUAUGGUACUUGGGUUUGUCUGUGAGAUCCCAGCGCUCAGAGCUUCUCCCAAAAGGCGUGUUUAGACACGUAUGGUAAGUUAACAGAGGGAUGCCUGUUGAUUCAUAAGGAAAUGGGCAUAAGAUAACAUUCUGAAGUCAGUGAUAACUGUUUGACAGCCUCACUGCCAGCAGCCCACCUGCUUCUUAAGGAAAUGAAAUACACCAAGACAGUUUGUUUUUUAGGUUUCAUUCAUCGCUAACGUUCCUCCUCCUGGAGUCCGCCUGACAUAAACCUGUAGUUUUGGGAUUUUGAACUUUCCAAAUACUUCAAUUAACAUGGAAUCAUGUCACUGCAUCUGAAUGUUGUCCAUUUCAGACGCUCUUAAGUUUUCCAUUUAAAAAAAGUGUUCACUUCUAAGUUACGCUUGGUUUUUGGAACUCGGGAUGCAUGAUAACCAAUAAGAUCACCACGUCACAUUUUAAUAAGUGGUAGUUUAGGCAGCAAUUUGACAUUUUAUUGUAUCGGCUAUAAUUAAAUUAUUGGUAAGAAUUAUAUAAAUGCCCUUGUCGGACAAUAAUUUAUCAGCGUUAUAUAUAUAUUGUGCAUCCAUACUUACUACCACCCCCCCCCCCCCCAACACACACACACACACACACUAAUCAGUCAUCAACUGUGGCAGGUGGUUUACAGCCUGCAUGUAAAUACACAUUUUAAACUUUUUUCUUUUUUAAAAUUAAUUAUGAACCUUUUUUAUAAAUAUUUUUAACGGCUGACUUGGAGACAUUUGUCCUGAGCCACUGACACGUUUUCAGUUUCCGUUUGCGGGUUUGUGCCGUUGCCUCUGCGGCGGUUGAGCCUCGUCUCUUUCUGUGAGGCAAGUUUCACCUCUUCAGGAACAAAGAGCUCAUUCUGAAGGACGAUCGGCUGUAAAUUGUCUGAAAGAAAGAAAAGAAUGCCUUCCUGCUUAGUUAGUUUGCCGUCGGCCUAAUAUGUGACUUAAUAAUGUGACCAUGAGGGAUUUUACAUACUUGUCCCAGUCCUGGACGAAGGCCUGUUCUAUUAGCCCGGGGCUCUUAGUUCUAUUAGCCCACGGCUCUAUUAGCUCUCGGUUAUCCAUUUGUAGUUGACACUGAGGCAUCAGAUCCCUUACUCCAAAUCAAAGUGACCCCUGAAUUGUAUUUAGGCUUGAGAUGAGAGGUCUGAACUCGAGCCAAUCAAAUGCUUUACGACUUGUGAAGCUGUUGAUCCUUCACCACAGGCUGUUUUUUUUAAUGUGGCCUUUUAAUCGUUCUGAGACCGUUGUUGUAUAAUGUUGGAAGAUGAGACACUGUACAGCUGAUGACAAAUAAAAUAAUUCUAAUGGUCC